This is a messenger RNA of Lynx canadensis (Canada lynx), 1859 nucleotides long. It is a transcript of the gene BMP10, whose product is annotated as bone morphogenetic protein 10. The transcript is spliced from 2 exons. The record is from RefSeq and is a predicted model, not a curated record. The coding region runs from base 1 to 1275 and encodes 424 amino acids. Gene Ontology annotation, cellular component: extracellular region. Gene Ontology annotation, biological process: BMP signaling pathway; SMAD protein signal transduction. Gene Ontology annotation, molecular function: cytokine activity; growth factor activity. NCBI's taxonomy places the organism in Eukaryota, Metazoa, Chordata, Mammalia, Carnivora, Felidae.
AUGGGUUCUCUGGCCCUGCAACUGUGCGCUCUCGUCUGCCUGGUGGUUCACUCAGUUUCUGGCAGCCCCAUCAUGAGUCUGGAGCAGUCACCUCUGGAAGAAGAUAUGCCCCUCUUCGAUGAUGUCUUCUCAGAGCAAGAUGGUGUCGACUUUAACACAUUGCUGCAGAGCAUGAAGAAUGAAUUCCUCAAGACACUGAACCUCUCCGACAUCCCUUCACAGGAUUCAGCCAAGGUUGACCCACCAGAGUACAUGCUGGAGCUCUACAACAAAUUUGCAACAGAUCGGACCUCCAUGCCAUCUGCCAACAUCAUUAGGAGCUUCAAAAAUGAAGAUCUGUUUUCCCAGCCAGCCAGUUUUAAUGGGCUCCGAAAAUACCCUCUCCUCUUUAAUGUGUCCAUUCCUCACCAUGAAGAGGUUAUCAUGGCUGAACUGAGGUUGUACACGCUGGUGCAAAGAGAUCGCAUGAUCUAUGAUGGAGUAGACCGAAAAAUUACCAUUUUUGAGGUACUAGAGAGCAGAGGGGACAGUGAGGGUGAAAGAAGCAUGCUGGUCUUGGUGUCAGGGGAGAUCUAUGGAACCAAUAGUGAGUGGGAGACUUUUGAUGUCACUGAGGCCAUUAGACGUUGGCAAAAGUCAGGUUCAUCCACCCACCAGCUGGAGGUCCACAUUGAGAGUAGACACGACGGAGUUGAGGAUGCUGGCAGGGGACAACUGGAAAUAGACACCAGUGCCAGGAAUAAGCAUGUCCCUUUGCUUGUCGUGUUUUCUGAUGACCAAAGCAGCGAGAAGGAGCGGACAGAAGAACUGAAUGAAAUGAUCGCCCAUGAGCAACUUCUGGAGUUUGACAACUUGGGCAUGGACAGUUAUUCCAGUGGACCCGGAGAAGAAGCUUUGCUGCAAAUGAGGUCAAACAUCAUCUAUGACUCCACUGCCCGCAUCAGAAGGAAUGCUAAAGGAAACUACUGCAAGAGGACCCCGCUCUACAUCGAUUUCAAGGAGAUUGGCUGGGACUCUUGGAUCAUCGCCCCACCUGGAUAUGAAGCCUACGAAUGCCGUGGGGUUUGCAACUACCCCCUUGCAGAGCAUCUCACACCCACAAAGCAUGCGAUUAUCCAGGCCCUGGUCCACCUCAAGAAUUCCCAAAAGGCUUCCAAAGCCUGCUGUGUGCCCACCAAGCUAGAGCCCAUCUCCAUCCUCUACUUAGACAAAGGCGUGGUCACCUACAAGUUCAAAUAUGAAGGCAUGGCAGUCUCUGAAUGUGGCUGUAGAUAGGAGAGGAGUCCUGUGCUAAUUUAAUAACUGUAAAUGUGUAUAUUUUGUGUUCCUAUUUAAUGAGAUUAUUUAAUAAGAGUGUACAGAUGAUAGAGGCUUGCUGCCUUAGGGAAAUGGGCAGGUCAGUUUGUUGUAGGAAAUGCAUGUUUUGCUAAUACAAUAUCAUCCCUCCAAUAUGUUUUUCUUUGGACUUGCCAUUUCUUGUCAAUGCCAUUUCCAAUAGCAAGUGGCAAGCCACACUAAUUGUCCUCUAUGUCAAUUUGAAAACAACAGGCCCUAAGCAGAAAUAGAGUGUCAGUGAUAGAUACUUGUGUAUGUAUAUGUGUACAGAGAUAAACUUACAAAAUUCUCCUGGUUCUAUAGAGGUAGAUUAUACUCCCUCAUAUGCAUGACUCAAUCAAAUGUGUAUAUAUUAAAAACUGAUGGUAUAUUCUCAGUCAACUCUUCUCUGAGUAGGAUUUAUGUCAAGAUAAUUUGCACCAGGAAUUUGACCAUCCUAUGAAGUAUGACAUUUCCUAAAUAGUAUUGGAAAUGUAGGUGUAGCUUUUUUUUUAACUUUUUUAAAGUUUAUUUAUUUAUUUUGA